AUGGCAAAGGAAAGAGGCAGUGCAAUUAUUGCCAUGGCACUACUGCUGUGUUUCUUGCUUCAUUCGGAGACAACCCAUGCAGCCACCUUCAAGGUUGGAGACGAUGAUGGCUGGAGGUUUGGUGUAAGUGAUUGGCCCAACGGAAAAAGCUUCAAGGCCGGUGAUAUCCUGGAGUUUGUUUACAGUCGGGCGAACCACAACGUUGCAGUGGUAGAUAAGGAUGGUCAUGACUCAUGCACAGUCUCAGACAACGCCGCAGUUUUUCAGACGGGAGAUGACAAAAUCACACUUGCAAAAGGAGAAAACUACUUCAUCUGCGGCUUCCCUGGCCACUGCGCUAGUGGAAUGAGCCUUUCCAUUACUGCUGCCUGA
Messenger RNA from Theobroma umbraticum, 372 nucleotides. NCBI's taxonomy places the organism in Eukaryota, Viridiplantae, Streptophyta, Magnoliopsida, Malvales, Malvaceae. The record is from RefSeq and is a predicted model, not a curated record.